GCAUCUGCCCCACCCCGGUCUCAGCCCCAGCCCCAGCCUCUCCAUUGCCCCGGCCAGGGGGUGAGCUUUGCUCAGCUCAGCUCAGCUCUGCUCUGCUCUUGCCCCCUGACAGCAGCGGAGCGAUGCUGGCGCACUCCGGGUUCAACAGCUAGACAUCAGCCCUCGCGCGACCACAAACACAAACCCGACAUCCCCCGUCAGUCUGUCUCUGCCUCCCCCUCGUUCCCCCCCGAAACCUCCCUUUUCAUGCAGCUGUUUGAACUCUUCUCCAUCGAAGACAUCUCUCCGUGCUCUUCCAAACGGGGAUGCGACGUGCAGGGCCAACGGUGUUGUCGACUCGAUCAAAGUACACUGUACAUGUAUACACAAUGCUAGCCUGCUAAUGUUUGUAUGGGGACAAUCUGUAGAAAAAUGUCCUUAGCUGUCUCCUUGUGGCCCUGAUUCCUUUCGUCCUCCACUGCAUCAGUCCAUUUUUUUCUGCAUCCUCAUCCUACGACCUUUGCCCCCCCCCACCGUCCCCCUUCUUUUCGUCCCGUAGUGCAUGUCCCGAGAAUGGUUAGAAUCACCCGGACUCGCCGUCCCAUCUCACUUCACCUCUGCAAAAAAAAAAAAAAAAAAAGGCAUGAGGCUCCAGCACGAGCAUACACUUUACACACACACAUUCACAGAACCGACAAAUGCAUCACUUAUACACACACACACACACACACACACACAAAUUCAUGAAACAAACUCACGGAUGCAUGAAGAUCCUUAUGUAUGUGAAAGGAAACAGUCCAUUUUUGGGCGGGUGGUAGUUUUGUCUAUUUUAUUUAUUUUUUAUUUUCCCCUUUUGUCUAAGGGUUUUUUUAACGGUUACAAAGGCUGUUUUACUCGAACCUCCAUCUUAAAUAUGGGGUUUCACAAUCCUGGGCAGAUUUUUUUUUUUUCUUUUUUUUGAAUUGUCAUGUGCGAUGGAUAUGUCAUGGUCCUGUGUGCUUGUAUAAUAUAUACAUACAGUACAAAAAACAAACUUGCAAACAUACACAGUUUAUAUAUUACUUUUCCUUAUGUAUAAAAAGUAUAUAUAGAUAUAUGUAUAUUAACUACAAUGGUUCAGAAAUCACUUAUGGUGAGCUCCUAUCUGGCAGAGCAGUGGCAAUAUUUGCCGCUGCCUAAAGACAAUAGACUUAGACCUGGUGGCAUUUAGUUUUUUCUCUGGUCCUCUGUUGCUGGAGUGAGUUAAGAUUCCAGCAGUCACUUCUCCGUUCUACCGUGGUGUCUGUAUUAAGGCCGUAGAUGGAUGGAUUUAGGGCAUUGCUCUAUUUCACGUCUGUUCACCCACUCUGUCUGUAACGGUGUUUCUGCGACAGCGUCUCAGCGACUUCUGCCCCACGUAGAUCUUCCUCUUUGUCUCUGUGAAAAGCCAGGAUGUUUCGGUGGCACGUCGUCUUUCGUCAGCUGUUUCGGAAAAAGCGUCGGCGGCGGUCCUCGGGUGCGUCCGCCGGCUUCCUCAUGCGUUUCCUCCACUGACCGAAGUGAUAGCCUCGCCUCCUUUGUCGUCCACCUGCCGCACAUAGAGCCAGUCGGUACAGUCUGUCAGAGCGUCUUAUUUACAGAGAAUACUCACUGCAUUUAAAAGAAAAGCGGAUAAAUGAAAGAAAAACAAAAUAAAAAAAACAGAAUUUGUAUAUACAGUAUAAAUGCUCCUUACCAAAAUUCUGACUUGUAUGUUGUUUUUUAUGUUGAUAUGUUGAUUAUUUUUCCAUCCUGUGUUUAAGGUAUGUAUAUAUGCAGACCCAUGUACUGUUUAUGAGCAAAAACAAAGAUGACAAAGGGUUGGGAAAGGUUUAAAAAAAAAAACGACAAAAAAAAAAAAAAGAAAAGAAAAAAACAGAAUCAGGGCGAAACUGAUGUUGUUUAUGGAUAUUGUCGAUUGAUAAUGAUGAUCAGCUUUAUCCAGCCAUAUGUUCAAUCUUACCUGUACAGUACAGUAGAUGACAGCUGUAUUAUUGUAACAAGAACUAGUCAUGUAUAGUGUAACUAUAGUUUGGAGUGCCUUUGCUUUCAUACACCUUCGCCUUGUUCCCCCUCAGCCCCCACCCACUCGAUGACACCCCCCAACCCCUGUCCCCAAUAUUGUGGCUCUCCCUUUGGUGCUGUUGAAUGUUCUGCUAGCGUACACUACACUUAUGUGCACAUACAAACCCUGCCCCUGGCUCCGCCCCUUCAUUGCUCAUUUUAAUGUCAUUCACAGACAUUGGUUCGUUGUCAGGACUGAACUGGUGAUGAAGUCGACUAAUGUUUCUUUUUAUUACAUAUUUUAUCAUGGAAACACACACACACACACACACACAGACACAGGCCAGAACAAACAAGUGUAAACCACAUUCAUGGAGUGUGUGAGGAGUUGGUGCUGCAGAGGGCAGCGUGGAGUUAUUAGAGGGCCUCUUCUACCGUAAAUAUCUAUACAGUACAGUCCGGUGUCUGUAUUACUCACAGUGUUGGUUCUUUUACCAAAGCUAAACGAUGAUGUAGUUGUGAUGAGCCAUCCUCAGAGGCAAUAAUAUAUUCUGACUCUUCUUCUUCUCUCUGGAUAUUUGGUUGUUCCUCCGUCCUCUAGGUCUGCAUUAGGGGGGUGGGGGUUCAGUAGCACCUAAAGGGGUCGAGUCAUGUAGCUGUUCUAUCUCCUGCUUGCUGUAAUUUUUGCAUUCAUACAAGUGUUGCUACCCUCCGCCAGAAAGUCUGGCCACUUCACCCCAAACCCAAAUUCAGUUCAAUUAAAAAAAAAAACACACACACACACAAAAGCUACCAAAAAAGAUGACCUACAAGUAUAAAUGUUAGUAUGUUAAUAUACUAACAUUUAUACAUGUUUAAUAUGCUUACUGGGGUUAAAGAAAAAGAUAAGAAAAUAAUACAAAAACAUCUUGUAUACCAGUACUACUACUUGAAUGCCUCUGUUUGUGACUGAAAUUUUUAUUUCUUUUGGUUUUUUUUCCCCUUUUGUUCUGUGAAGGUAUGCUUAAUGUGCACCUCUGUAAAUAUUCCCCCUGCGUGCUCUGAGGAAUAGUUCCCUGGUACUGUAAUUUGCAUUAAAUAAAGAGUAGGAUAGCCUGGAAAUGAAAACACUGACUGUUUCAUCUUCUUUUAGAUGUCGCUUUAUAAUAAUACGUAAAUAUAAACUGCGGUGGACUAAAGUUAACAAAUGCAACAGUUCUUGAUCACGUCAAUUACCACAGACACAAAAAUAUAUUUCAUUCAUAAUCCUCGUCUUUUUAACCAUUAAAAAAUUAACAUUAAUCACACUUCCUAAUCACAUUUCAGAGACUGUAGACUGGAACAGUCGAAACCUGAAAAUAUGUUGGUGAAAGAAAAGAUGAAAAACAAAAACUUAAAUAAACCAAACACAGCCAGUUGAGCAGAAAGUGAUCAGGGUUUAUGCCCCAACAGUGCAUUUCAAUUGAAAUUAUUAUCCGUUAUUACUUACCACUUUGACUUUACUGACGACAGACGUUGUAUUUAGUGCUCAGACAGUAGUAUAUUUAGUAUGUUGCGAACUCGGAUGUUUUUAGUCAUACUGUGUCAGAACUAAUAUAUUUGGACUGUUUUUAUCCCUGACUGUUUCACCGGAUUGGCACACGUUCUCUAUCCUUUCAACUGAAGCGCCUCUCAUCAGUGUCUUCUAACCUUUUUUGAGCCACAGCAAAUAUUUGGAAAAAAAAUAUAUUGAAAAAAAUGGCAUACACAACGAAAUUGUUUUGUAAAUAAUUGUAAAUAAUUUUAUGACUAAGUCAAAUUUGAUCAUUCUAUACAUUACACUUGAUGACUGUUAGCCUACUUGAACUUAUUCACUUGUUUUCACGAAACAACUUUGUUGUGACGUGAACAUGAACACACUGUUAUCUAAAGGAAACACAUUGCAUCAAUACUCGUGGUCAACCUGAGAACCAUUUGUGGGCAACAUUACUUUGCAGUUGGGAGGUUAUGUUGCAACCCUGCAGGAAAGCUAGUUCCUCAAAGCUAACUUUGCCACCUCACUGUCAGCUGUUUGUGUCUGUAAGAGACAAACAUCGUCCUAAAAUUAGAAUCCAGGAAAAGAGGAACAGUCUUGUGUCUUUUUCGACUUGUAGAUAUUCCUCACACUCGAACUUCUGCUGUUUCUACCUUUAAUGCUUCCCAGAGACGGAAAAACUACGACUAGAAAAGCCGAAAACUAACUUGUUUUUUUUUUUUCUUCCUGUUCAUCCGUUAUAAACUCGGUCAAGUUUUGACCUUAAGUGUUUGGACUGUGAGUCAAACCACAGACCACAACCUCAGUCGGAGCUAAUCUGUAUUGUAAUAUCACUGACCUGCAAAUUGAUGAUAGAGACAGGCAUAACAACAUCACCCAUGUCCACGCUUUAAAAGUAGCUAAAUCAGAAAAAUUUCCUUUAGUGUGACUCUCUUUUUCACCUGCCAUAACCAACAGUUUCCACUAGGGCGAGGCGAUUAAUCAAAAUGAGAGUUACUGUUAAAACGAUUUUCUGCUCUCCAUGGAGAGGCGAGCGCCUUUCAUUUAUGACAUAAAUAAAUGUAUAAUUUUAUAUGCUGUAUGUGUUUCCAGAUUUUUUGCAUAGCUGUUAUUUAUAAUAUAUAUUUAUAAUCUCAAAUCAAUGAAUAAUCAUUUUGGAUGAAUUAAAAAUGAGUCAAAUGAUCGCGAUGAUUCAUAGUCAUUGUUUCCACCUAAAACUUACGCAUUUGCAUUUCUCCUUCAAUUUAAGUACAAGAACAUUCAUCUUCUAAAAAAAGUCAUUUUGGUCGAGUAACUAACGUUGUGUAACUUGUUUUUUGGUCCUUUUCACAGAGUUGUUAUCAUGUUUUUCCCAUAGAUUUGACGAAGGCAGUGGUUUAUGAUACUGCUCGUGUAGCGUUUGACUUCAUGUCAGACACCACUCGCUCAUGUGAGUGGCACGAAGAGGAAACUGGUGUGUUGUCUUAUCAGGUGACAUCCUGUGUGUGGGAAGAAAGAAGGCAGACGUAGAGGAAAGCUGUUUGGAAAGGGAGGAGAGUUGAAAAGAUGGGAGGGAUUUGUUAAUCACCAGUAGAGUGCUUUCAACUUCACAUGGAGGAGGAGAAAAAGUUGCUUUUUGUCACUUGGGUUCAUUUACACAGGCCUGAACAUGCUGGAGAUCAGGAUCAUUUGAACGCAGAUUGGAAACUCCAGGAGUAAAGUUUUAAAAACUUGCUUGUCUAUCUGAUGCCUCCUGUUCUGGUGGAGUGACUUCACAGAGAAACCUGAAGGCAACAUGGAGAUGAGGGACCUGUUGUGGAUUGGCGUGGCUGUCAUCCUCCUGGUGGACGUUGACGUUUGGGGCCAGGAUCCAGGAACUUAUCACUUAACCACUUCCAUGAACUCCAGCACUGAUGGCGACUCCGGCCCUUCGUCCCCUCGCAGUCAACAGAUAAAGAACGUUGUUGUGCAGAAUGUAACCGUCAACCUGGGCAGUGACGUGAACCUGACCUGCGGUGAGAAAAACUGGAGCGAGACCCUUUACGUUUUAUGGAAAAUUAAUCUGAAACACAGGAGCUGCGAUAUAACCCGUGAACAAGACAGCCCCACCGUAGACAAGUGCAAUGACAGGAAGCAACUGCUGAACGCGACCGGGUCUACAUCCUACCUCAGGGUCCCACACGUCUCACUGGACGACGUGGGAAUCUACACCUGUGAGUCUGCCUUCAACGGGGGAAACAACAAACACGUGUUCAACGUCACGGUCACAGUUCCUCCUGAACCUUCAGCCUGGUUGGAGCACAGGUCCAAUAAGAUGGUCGCUGUCUGUAGAGCUGAAAGAGGAAAACCUGCUGCCAACAUCAGCUGGAGUUUUGACACAGUCUCACCGUCGGUGGAUUAUCACGACACGUCCGAUGGUUUUAUUUCAGUAGUCAGUAGUCUGGAGCUGGCCGAGGACACUAACAUUGAGAAUCUGAUCUGUGUCAUCACCCAUCCGUACUGGGUGAAGGGCGUGGUCCUGGUACCAGAGGUCAAAAAAGGAUACUUUUUCUGGCUGUUCAUUUGUAUUGGAGUGAUCGUCGGUGUGAUUCUAGUAGUUUUUGCAUUUUUUGUACAAAGGAAAAUAAUGCUUACGAGGCGGGCGAACACAUGUGACACAUCACUGUCCAAAUUUCCCUCGACGGAGUAUGUAGAGGAAGUAGAGCCCUACGCCAGCUACGUUCAACGAGUGAACUCCAUCUAUAACUGAGCUGCAGAAUGUUAUGGCCGGAUGUUCUGUCCACCCCCCACUCCGACACACACAUUAAUGUGCUGAAUACUCUUUUUUCUCUGUUACCGCAACUCUCUGAGCAACAGAAAUUAAUUUAACCAGUAGGUUCUGUGACGGAAAACGUGUUGCAGCUCAGAUUAGAAUCAGGGGAAGUCGAAGCAGUGGUGUGCUACCUGAUGAUGCAGUAAAACCUAAAAAACUCUGCACUUUAUGCUUUAAAUUUCAAGGCCAAAAAGGAAAAAGAAAAUAUCUUUAGUGCUAACAAUUUUAGAAUUUUCUUUCUAUUUUUUUAAUGUCACCUAUAAAGUGAAACCAGCAAGACGCUUCAAAAGAGUUUGGACGGAGAAAACGUGUCACAUCCUGUUCUGUUCGUUCCACUAUUUCACUAAAAAUCUGAAUAUUUGUACAGGGGUGAGUUCUUCCACAAGGUCGGCUCUUUUCUUUCUUUUCUUUGCGUUUUUUUAAAUAUUUAAAUAUUUCUGUUUGGGAAAGACCAGAUCUUAAUUGUUGCAGUUCUCCAAACAGACUCUAGGGCUGCUCAUGAUGUACAGAAGACCUGAACAGUUGUUUGUUAUUAAAAUAUUGUUUAAAGUAAACAAAUACUAUGUAAGUAUGUGAGGUUAAACUGACGGGGAAAAAAGAAAAUUCUUUUUGUCCAUUUGUUGAUUCAAUUUAUGUUCGGAUUAUUUCAUAAUCGGCAGAUCUUAUUUUAAAGAAGUAAAACAGCUUCCUUUGAAAUGGGCUUACGUGGGUGUUUCCGUUUUCUUAUGAAACACUGGGCAUAUGAUCAGGUCAGAGCAGUAGCUUCUGGGUAAUGUGUGUGAACGUUGUAUUUAUUACUUUGCCGUAAAUAUAUAAAUACAUUAACGGCAGUAUUCAAAUUAAUGUAACGAAAACAGUGGGUUACAUGACAACGGUAUUCUCUAUACAUAUACAAAAGUCAAAAGCAAACCAAACGAACUUGAAGAUGAAGUCCUGUCGACUUGUCAUCAAAGGAUGACGACACUUUAAAAGUGAGCUAGAAAGUCUUUCUCUCAGUCAAAGGUAAAUGGUGCACCCCCCCCAAAAAAAAAACAAACAAACAACAACAACAACAUGUUUUUAAAACACCUAUCUAUCUAUGAAAAUAUGAUCUAUUCUGUUCUCUUCUAUCUUCUCUAUCGAAUCUUCUGCUUGGCAGCGUGAAAACACUAUCUGCUGCGCCAUCUACUGGUAAAACAAGGUAUAAUUUUUUUGCGGCACUAAAUUGAAAAGAAAAAACAAACAUUUAGAAGUAAAGGUAAAAGUCAGAGGGUUCAAGAUCUUCUAAAAAAAAAAAAA
Messenger RNA from Cynoglossus semilaevis (tongue sole), 7562 nucleotides. RefSeq names its product cell surface glycoprotein CD200 receptor 1-B. The transcript is spliced from 8 exons. The record is from RefSeq and is a predicted model, not a curated record. Gene Ontology annotation, biological process: regulation of neuroinflammatory response. Bases 5268 to 6221 code for a protein of 317 amino acids. Gene Ontology annotation, molecular function: signaling receptor activity. Lineage: Eukaryota; Metazoa; Chordata; Actinopteri; Pleuronectiformes; Cynoglossidae.